AUGGCUUGGAGAUGCAGCGGAACGACCAACCACGAGUUGGUUUCAAAACUCGCAAAAGCAAAACUCAUCACAAAUCCUCUGAUUAAACAAGCAAUGGAAGCAACAGAUCGUGCAUUAUAUUGUAGAACUGCAUGGGUUCCGUACGCUUAUGAAGAUAGACCGCUUCCGAUCAGUGAAGAAGCAACCAUUUCUGCUCCGCAUAUGCAUGCCUAUGCGUUACAACUGUUGGAAGAUCACCUCAAACCUGGAAAUCGUGUAUUGGAUGUUGGUAGCGGAAGUGGUUAUUUGUUAGCUUGCAUGGCUGAAAUGCUAGUACCAGAUCCAGAGAAUAUUGUACCAAACACCAAAGUUGUGGGUAUUGAAUAUGUAGAAGAAGUCUAUGCAUUUGGAAAGAAUAAUAUUGAACAAAAAAGUGAAAGAAUGAAACGACUUGUCCAGAAAGGUGUUAUAGAAUUAAUUCGAGGGGAUGGUUGGAAGGGAUAUCCUCAGAGCGGUCCUUAUCACGCCAUUCACGUGGGAGCAGCCGCAGCCACACUCCCUCAAGCACUCGUGGAACAAUUAGCUCCUGGUGGACGCAUGGUCAUUCCUGUUGGUGAAUGGUCUCAAGAUUUGAUGGUCAUUGAUAAAGAUGUGAAUGGUAAAGUCAAAAAGCAAUCCGUAAUGGGUGUAAUGUAUGUUCCCUUAGUCAACCCAAACCAGUCACAAUAG
This is a messenger RNA of Naegleria lovaniensis, 708 nucleotides long. RefSeq lists its product as uncharacterized. Gene Ontology annotation, cellular component: cytoplasm. Gene Ontology annotation, biological process: protein modification process. Lineage: Eukaryota; Heterolobosea; Eutetramitea; Acrasida; Naegleriidae. The transcript has 3 exons. The record is from RefSeq and is a predicted model, not a curated record. Bases 1 to 708 code for a protein of 235 amino acids. Gene Ontology annotation, molecular function: protein-L-isoaspartate (D-aspartate) O-methyltransferase activity.